GGUCUUGGCAACAUGGCGUCCUCCUUGAUGUGCUGAUGAGAGGAGUUUCACUGUAGCUUCAAACCAGAGGGCAAAACUCUCCAAACCCAUUAAGCCCACACUACCUGUCUUCUUCGCGCCUCCGUGUCGCCCUUUUCUCAGGACUGGUUCUCAGGCAGGAGAGAGCCACGGGGCCGAAGGCCAGGACCGGCCAGGCCGCGCGGAUCCGGGGCUGAAGAGCCGGCUGCGGGCGAGCACGAUGGGCCGGUCCUGGCUCUGGGUGCAGCAGCUCCGGCGAGUGCGGGACCCGCAGGGCUGAGAGUGGCUGCGGGAACCUCUUCGCGCUCUGAACCUCUUCCCCUCGGCCGGAGACCUCAGCCUAGGCGGCGAACCGGCGCCGAGAGCGGGCGGCCUUCCUGUCCUCGGAUCCGCUGAGGCGUUGGAGGCCGAGAGUAGGGUCAGCGUGAGGCCUGAAGUCCCUAGAGCCUUUGACAGCUCCGCUCGCAGCCCCUCCGGGGACGUGCAGCCUGGGAAGCAGCCAGUGGCUUGGGAUCUGCGGGCGUGUGUGUCUGUGCGGAGCUCCUCGGUCGGCUCCAAUUCACCUCGGCUCUUCCCACCUCCUCCGCCUUCCCGCUCAGAGUAGAGAGAAGGGGCUCAGACUUUUUGCCCGAGUAAGGGUCUCCGCACACUCCCCAUUCAUUUCCUUUUCCGCUCCUCUCUUUCCUGAUUCUUAUUUCCCCAGUUCUGGUACACACUAGUUUUUAAGGCUGGAGGUUCUCGAGCGCUUGCUGCCAAGGACUCCCCCACCUCCUCCCCCCCUGAUGGAGUCCGAGAUGCUGCAGUCCCCUCUUUUGGGACUCGGGGAGGAAGAUGAGGCCGACCUUACAGACUGGAACUUGCCUUUGGCUUUUAUGAAAAAGAGGCACUGUGAGAAAAUCGAAGGCUCCAAAUCCUUAGCUCAGAGCUGGAGGAUGAAGGAUCGGAUGAAGACGGUCAGUGUUGCCUUAGUCUUGUGCCUGAAUGUUGGCGUGGACCCCCCGGAUGUGGUGAAGACCACCCCCUGUGCCCGUCUGGAGUGCUGGAUCGAUCCUCUGUCGAUGGGGCCUCAGAAAGCUCUGGAAACCAUCGGUGCGAAUUUGCAGAAGCAAUACGAGAACUGGCAGCCGAGGGCCCGGUACAAGCAGAGCCUCGACCCGACCGUGGACGAAGUGAAGAAGCUGUGCACAUCCUUGCGCCGCAAUGCCAAGGAGGAGCGGGUCCUCUUCCACUACAACGGCCACGGGGUGCCCAGGCCCACCGUGAACGGGGAGAUCUGGGUCUUCAACAAGAACUACACUCAGUACAUCCCUCUGUCUAUAUAUGACCUGCAGACGUGGAUGGGCAGCCCAUCGAUAUUCGUCUACGACUGCUCCAACGCUGGCUUGAUCGUCAAGUCCUUCAAACAGUUUGCCUUGCAGAGGGAGCAGGAGCUGGAGGUCGCGGCCAUUAACCCGAACCACCCGCUGGCGCAGAUGCCUCUGCCCCCGUCCAUGAAGAAUUGCAUCCAGCUGGCUGCCUGCGAGGCCAGCGAGCUGCUGCCCAUGAUCCCCGACCUCCCGGCCGACCUCUUCACGUCCUGCCUCACCACCCCCAUCAAAAUCGCCCUGCGCUGGUUUUGCAUGCAGAAAUGCGUUAGUCUGGUGCCUGGGGUCACACUGGAUUUAAUAGAAAAGAUUCCCGGCCGGCUAAAUGACCGGAGGACCCCUCUGGGAGAACUGAACUGGAUCUUCACGGCAAUCACAGACACCAUCGCGUGGAAUGUGCUCCCUCGGGAUCUCUUCCAAAAGCUCUUCAGACAGGACCUGUUGGUGGCUAGUCUGUUUCGGAAUUUUCUCCUGGCAGAAAGGAUCAUGCGGUCCUACAACUGCACCCCCGUCAGCAGCCCACGCCUGCCCCCCACUUACAUGCACGCCAUGUGGCAAGCCUGGGACCUUGCCGUCGACAUUUGCCUCUCUCAGCUGCCCACCAUCAUCGAGGAAGGCACCGCAUUUCGGCACAGUCCGUUCUUUGCUGAGCAGCUGACCGCAUUCCAGGUGUGGCUCACGAUGGGCGUGGAGAACAGGAACCCACCCGAGCAACUUCCCAUUGUUCUGCAGGUGCUGCUGAGCCAGGUGCACCGGCUGAGAGCCCUGGAUUUGCUGGGACGAUUCCUGGACCUGGGCCCCUGGGCGGUGAGCCUGGCCUUGUCUGUGGGCAUUUUCCCCUACGUGCUGAAACUGCUCCAGAGCUCAGCCAGAGAGCUGCGGCCCCUGCUGGUGUUCAUCUGGGCCAAGAUCCUGGCCGUGGACAGUUCGUGCCAAGCUGACCUGGUGAAGGACAACGGUCACAAAUACUUCCUGUCGGUCUUGGCAGACCCUUACAUGCCAGCUGAGCACCGGACCAUGACGGCUUUCAUCCUCGCCGUGAUUGUGAACAGCUACAACACUGGACAGGAAGCCUGCCUCCAGGGAAACUUGAUCGCCAUCUGCCUGGAGCAGCUCAACGAUCCCCACCCACUGCUGCGCCAGUGGGUGGCCAUCUGCCUGGGACGCAUCUGGCAGAACUUUGACUCGGCCAGGUGGUGUGGCGUGAGGGACAGCGCGCACGAGAAACUGUGCAGCCUCCUCUCUGACCCCAUCCCUGAGGUGCGCUGUGCAGCGGUCUUCGCCCUUGGCACGUUUGUGGGCAACUCUGCGGAGAGGACCGACCACUCAACCACCAUCGACCACAACGUGGCCAUGAUGCUGGCCCAGCUGAUCAAUGACGGGAGCCCCGUGGUCCGCAAGGAGCUGGUGGUGGCUCUGAGUCAUCUUGUCGUUCAGUAUGAAAGCAAUUUCUGCACGGUGGCCUUGCAGUUCAUGGAGGAGGAGAAGAACUACCCCUUGCCUUCUCCGGCAACCACAGAGGGUGGGAGUUUGACCCCCGUGCGGGACACCCCGUGCACCCCCAGACUCCGUUCCGUCAGCUCCUACGGAAACAUUCGUGCCGUCACCACCGCCAGAAGCCUGAACAAAUCUUUGCAGAAUCUGAGCUUGACAGAAGAAUCGGGCAGCUCGGUGGCAUUCUCGCCCGGAAACCUCAGCACAAGCAGCAGUGCCAGCAGCACCUUGGGCAGCCCCGAGAACGAGGAGUACAUCCUGUCCUUCGAGACCAUCGACAAGAUGCGCCGCGUCAGCUCCUACUCUGCCCUCAACUCCCUCAUCGGAGUUUCCUUUAACAGUGUUUACACUCAGAUUUGGAGAGUUUUACUGCAUCUGGCUGCAGACCCAUAUCCAGAUGUUUCCGACUUGGCCAUGAAGGUGCUCAACAGCAUUGCCUACAAGGCCACAGUGAACGCCCGGCCCCAGCGCAUCCUCACCACGUCCUCGCUCACCCAGUCAGCGCCCGCCAGCCCCACCAACAAGGGCAUCCACAUCCACCAGGCAGGGGGCUCCCCCCCGACAUCCAGCGCCAGCAGCUCCAGCCUGACCAACGACGUCGCGAAGCAGCCAGUCGGCCGAGACCUGCCCGCGGGCCGCCCUGGCGCCCCGGGCCCCGCAGGGGUGCAGUACACACCCCACUCCCAGCAGUUCCCCCGCACGCGGAAGAUGUUCGACAAGGGCCCAGACCAGACCACCGACGACGCGGAUGACACUGCAGGACACAGAAGCUUCGUCUCGGCCACGACGCAGACCGGCUUCUGUGACUGGAGUGCCCGGUACUUCGCCCAGCCUGUCAUGAAGAUCCCAGAAGAACAUGACCUGGAGAGCCAGAUCCGCAAGGAGCGGGAGUGGCGAUUUCUUCGCAACACGCGCGUCAGACAGCAGGCGCGACAGCUCAUCCAGAAGGGUAUCGCCAAACUGGACGACCAGAUAUUUCUCAACAGGAAUCCCGGCGUCCCCUCCGUGGUCAAGUUCCACCCCUUUACACCAUGUGUGGCCGUGGCUGACAAAGACAGCAUCUGUUUUUGGGACUGGGAGAAAGGGGAGAAGCUGGAUUACUUCCACAACGGAAACCCUCGGUACACCAGGGUCACCGCCAUGGAGUACCUGAACGGCCAGGACUGCUCGCUGCUGCUCACGGCCACGGAUGAUGGUGCCAUCAGAGUCUGGAAGAACUUCGCGGAUUUGGAAAAGAACCCAGAGAUGGUGACUGCUUGGCAGGGGCUCUCGGACAUGCUGCCCACAACCAGAGGAGCCGGGAUGGUGGUGGACUGGGAGCAGGAGACCGGCCUCCUCAUGAGCUCCGGGGACGUGCGGAUCGUCCGGAUCUGGGACACAGACCGUGAGAUGAAGGUGCAGGACAUCCCCACGGGUGCUGACAGCUGCGUGACCAGCCUGUCCUGCGACUCCCACCGCUCCCUCAUCGUGGCUGGCCUCGGCGAUGGCUCCAUCCGUGUCUACGACCGGAGGAUGGCGCUCAGUGAAUGCCGCGUCAUGACCUACCGGGAGCACACGGCCUGGGUGGUGAAGGCCUACCUCCAGAAGCACCCCGAGGGCCACAUCAUGAGCGUGAGUGUCAACGGGGACGUGCGCUUCUUUGACCCUCGGAUGCCGGAGUCUGUGAACGUCCUUCAGAUCGUGAAGGGGCUCACGGCCCUCGACAUCCACCCCCAGGCAAACCUGAUCGCCUGCGGCUCCAUGAACCAGUUCACGGCCGUCUACAGCGGGAGCGGGGAGCUCAUCAACCACAUCAAGUACUACGACGGCUUUAUGGGCCAGCGCGUCGGGGCCAUCAGCUGCCUGGCCUUCCACCCGCACUGGCCGCACCUGGCCGUGGGGAGCAACGACUACUACAUCUCCGUGUACUCGGUGGAGAAGCGCGCCAGAUAGCGGCGCCCCCCGCCAGGCCUCCGUGUACAUAGUGCAUCCACCACGCCGCCCUGAACACUGGUCCUGACCUGCUGCCGAGGGCUCCGGGAGGCCCCUCGCUGUCUGUCUGUCCGUCCGUCUGUGGCCGCUGUCACGCCCAGGAGCCCAGGGAAGGGGCCUCUGGUGGAGUCCUGCCGUGUGACAGCCCGAGGACAGUCACAGACAUCCCAGCACCCUUCCCAUCCUGUUUUGCUUCUGAGAUUUUUAAAGGAGGAAACACACUUGUUCUAUUUUGCAAGGGACCCGAGCAUUGGCUCUACAAAAGCUCCGAGACAGAAGCCAGCUCCCCAGGGCUCAACCACCCUGGCGGACAAGGGAGCGCAAGGGCUCAACCUGGGUCUCUGGGCCGCCGCUUGGCCAUGAACCAGCCUGGGCUGCAUCCCCCUGGCUGCAAGCUAGCCCGGGUCGUUUUCUGCACACGCGCUCCUGGGGGCAUUUCCAAGCCGGCUGGGAGAGGGAGGCAUUCAAGAGACAGAGCCGGCACAUGUAGAAGGAGACAGCCCAAGCCUCCCGCCCACCACCAGUCCUCGCCCACUGGGGGCCUUCGUGGCCAAACGGUGCGAGGACUGGCAGUGCCCCUCCGCCACGCAGGCCACCUUCCCAGCACAGGCCCCUCUCACCACAGACCCGCUAACGGGAGGGGCCUGUGGCUUUGGACAGGUGAGGCAGGUCCUUGGCCAUUCAGCCACCGCCUUGGGCCACAGGGCCUGUUUCUCUCAAGUUGCUGCUGUUCCCCAGACAGGUGUGGUGACAGCCACCCAGGCCUGUGGCCUCCCACACGGCUGUACACGCAUGUGCAGGGCCCGUGGUCUGCACACCCGAGCCGACCCAUGAGUACACACUUGUGUAGUCCCAUAGCCUCCUCACUUGCACAGGCAUCACACGCAUGCACAGUGCGGGGCAGCUGGAGCCCCAAGGGCGUCUGUGGGUCAGCAGUGGCCCAUCUUGGAUGCGUCUCGCUGGGGCAGCAGAAGUUUGUGUCUGGCAGCGAGUAAUGCAAAAAAGUUUCUUGGUGAUUGCUUUGGCAUGGGUCAGGGCGUCUGUGCAUGUCACACACAGGCGUGCGUGCGUGUCUUCACGCGUACGUGCGCGACCUCGGAGCCACGGGGAUGGUUUAGCCCCAGGAAGCACAACAGAGAACGUGCUAAGCAAUGACAAACAGCGCUUGAAAAACAAAACCACGACGAUAUUCUGAAAGGCAUUUUUUCCAUUUUCCUUGGGAAUCAAGAUUAUUCAGAUAGAGGAGUGAGCUGGCUUAACUAAUUUUGCCACUACGAGGCCAUAAUAGUGGGAAUGUGAGUGCCCUCGUGCUGCGGCCGGCGCUCUGCCAACGCCAGGGCCGUGCCCCGGGCGCCGGGCGGCACCGAGCUCCGCGGCCGGGAGGACGUGCGUGCACCCCGGGAGCCG
This is a messenger RNA of Ailuropoda melanoleuca (giant panda), 6254 nucleotides long. RefSeq names its product regulatory associated protein of MTOR complex 1 (gene RPTOR). The transcript is spliced from 34 exons. The record is from RefSeq and is a predicted model, not a curated record. Bases 801 to 4808 code for a protein of 1335 amino acids. Gene Ontology annotation, cellular component: TORC1 complex; cytoplasm. Lineage: Eukaryota; Metazoa; Chordata; Mammalia; Carnivora; Ursidae. Gene Ontology annotation, molecular function: protein binding; protein-macromolecule adaptor activity. Gene Ontology annotation, biological process: positive regulation of cell growth; regulation of autophagy; cellular response to amino acid stimulus.